Lottia gigantea (owl limpet) is the source of this 840-nucleotide messenger RNA. RefSeq lists its product as hypothetical. The record is from RefSeq and is a predicted model, not a curated record. Lineage: Eukaryota; Metazoa; Mollusca; Gastropoda; Lottiidae. The transcript has a single exon. The annotation marks the transcript as partial.
AUAAUUUAUACUAGAUACAGAAUAAUGCUGAUAAUUUUGUCAAUAAAUUAUACCAGAUAUAGAAUAAUGCUGAUAAUGUUGUCAAUAAAUUAUACUAGAUAUAGAAUAAUGCUGAUAGUUUUGUCAAUAAAUUAUACUAGAUAUAGAAUAAUGCUGAUAGUUUUGACAAUAAAUUAUACCAGAUAUAGAAUAAUGCUGAUAGUUUUGUCAAUAAAUUAUACUAAAUAUAGAAUAAUGCUGAUAAUGUUGUCAAUAAAUUAUACCAGAUACAGAAUAAUGCUGAUAGUUUUGUCAAUAAAUUAUACUAGAUAUAUAAUAAUGCUGAUAGUUUUGACAAUAAAUUAUACUAGAAAUAGAAUAAUGCUGAUAGUUUUGUCAAUAAAUUAUACUAGAUACAGAAUAAUGCUGAUAGUUUUGACAAUAAAUUAUACUAGAUAUAGAAUAAUGCUGAUAGUUUUGUCAAUAAAUUAUACCAGAUAUAGAAUAAUGCUGAUAGUUUUGUCAAUAAAUUAUACCAGAUAUAGAAUAAUGCUGAUAGUUUUGUCAAUAAAUUAUACCAGAUAUAGAAUAAUGCUGAUAGUUUUGACAAUAAAUUAUACUAAAUAUAGAAUAAUGCUGAUAGUUUUGACAAUAAAUUAUACUAGAUAUAGAAUAAUUCUGAUAGUUUUGUCAAUAAAUUAUACCAGAUAUAGAAUAAUGCUGAUAGUUUUGUCAAUGAAUUAUACCAGAUAUAGAAUAAUGCUGAUAGUUUUGUCAAUAAAUUAUACCAGAUAUAGAAUAAUGCUGAUAGUUUUGACAAUAAAUGAUACUAGAUAUAAGUUAUAUUAUUUCAAAUAUUGA